AUGUCCGUAUACACAUGGUCAUUGCGUGCAGCGCAUGUAUGUGAGGCGUACUCACCCAGGAUCCACACCAAUCCCCUGAAGGAGUUGCAUGAUCGUUCAGAGAGUCGACUGGGGUCACGCAAAGACAUCGAGGGAAUGGCACCUUCUAGGCUAUUGAUGGCAAAUGAAGGAAAUGUGCCACCUGAUCACUUCGCGCAACGUGUCCCCCAGGAUUCGAGACUACCUCGCGGCCUUCGUGGCUCCCUGCGCAGCUCGACUCAACCCGCCCGCCUCCUUGCACGGGCUUUCGCUCGUCCGUCCAGGACAGGUCUUUUCGGCAAGAAACAGACCCAACCUGAACGACAGGACUUGCCCCCGCCUGACCAAGGCUCCGAAGAUUUCGAGCUCAUCGGUCACGACGAGGCUUCUUUACAACCGGAGGAGAACUUAACGGACCGUAGAGGUACACUCCCUGACACCGCUUGCAGCCAGGAAGAUUGCCCUCCUCUCACGUAUACCGCCCCGUCAGCGCCGACCGUUUCCUACACUAAGUCUUCUUUAUUCCGGUCGAAGAAUUUUUCCAAGGCCUCCAUCCAUCUCUCUGUUGCAACCGAUCCUUCCUCCUGCCCGACCGGGACCACAACCGAAGAAUCAGAUUUAUACCUCGCGUUUCCACAACCACCUACCCACAUUCCUGUAGCAUCAGUAUACGUUGCUGCGCCGCCCAGUACAUCGACACAGGGAGAUUCUCCGUCGCGCGACCUUACUUCAUCUUGUUCACUUCCGGGGUCAAACCCCUUAACGACGAACUCUGCUUGCCAUCGGGAUUCCUUCGUUGCACCUCCGGGUCCAGAACCCACACGCGACUCUACUGUGACAGCCCAUCCGCCGGUCGUUUCCUCUCAACUUUUGGGAAAUCCCGUGAAGCCUCGCCACAGAUUCGUGGAAUCCUUCAGACGGUUCAAAACAUUCUCGCAGAUUCUUCGCGAAUCAUUUAUAUCCCACUCGACUGAGGCAUUGCCUAACACUGCUGUAGUAGAGGAAGCGCACGCUCACAACAGUGACCUCAACUCGGAGCCGUUUCCAACCGAGUCUACGGUUUGUGCUGCCUCAUCUCGCUCCCACCCAUCCUCGCGUAUCACAUCUACGUCUAUAUCUCCUGUGGUUGUUCACACAGUCAACAGCAACGCUUCUACCACUGCAACUUCCAUACAAGGGUCGCCUUCACCUGUUGCACCACCAAUAUCA
Messenger RNA from Pisolithus orientalis, 1227 nucleotides. RefSeq lists its product as uncharacterized. The annotation marks the transcript as partial. The transcript has 2 exons. Lineage: Eukaryota; Fungi; Basidiomycota; Agaricomycetes; Boletales; Pisolithaceae. The record is from RefSeq and is a predicted model, not a curated record.